Drosophila takahashii is the source of this 895-nucleotide messenger RNA. RefSeq names its product ER membrane protein complex subunit 7 (gene EMC7). Gene Ontology annotation, cellular component: EMC complex. NCBI's taxonomy places the organism in Eukaryota, Metazoa, Arthropoda, Insecta, Diptera, Drosophilidae. The record is from RefSeq and is a predicted model, not a curated record. Gene Ontology annotation, molecular function: carbohydrate binding.
AACGGUCACAUUAUCGGCUGACAAUUUUUCAAUUGGAGAAAAAAAAACCAAAUUGGACUGAAGAAUGUGCUUAAAGUUACUUAUUUUCACGGGGCUCCUCGCCCUGGUGGCCUCCGAAGUUGUCAUCGGCCAGGAUGAACUGGUGGACGAGGUCUCCGGCCUGUACACAAUCGAGGGCCGGGUCUCGCCGCCCGAUUCCAUUUAUCCACCUGCCCCAGGAGGACGAGGUGCUCCGGUGAACAAGGAUGCCCUCAAGUGGCAAACGGAGGUCACGCUCUCCAUCAACGACGGCGAGUUCAAGGGAUUCGUCCGCGAGGAUGGCCAGUUCAUGAUCAGCGGCGUGCCCUCCGGCAGCUAUAUCCUGGAUGUCCACCACCCAGAUGUGUUCUAUGAGCCGGUGCGCGUCGAGAUCAAUCCGAAGGGAAAGUUCCGCGCCCGGAAAGUGAACUUUGUCCAGCCGGCGCAAAUCAUGCAGGUGCCCUAUCCAUUGCGCGUAAAGCCACUGAUGCCUUUUAAGUACUUCCAGACCAGGGAGCAGUGGAAGAUCACCGACUUCCUGUUCAGCCCCAUGGUCCUGAUGAUGGUUCUCCCACUGCUGCUCAUGCUGGUGCUGCCCAAGAUGAUCAACGAUCCCGAGACCAAGAAGGAGAUCGACAAUCUGCAGUUCCCCAAGAUGGGCAACGACAUGCCCGAGAUCAGCGAAAUGCUGACUUCCCUGCUGACGGGCAAACAGCCCGAGCCCAAGGAGAAGAAGCCCGCUCCGGCCGUCAGGCAGGCCAAAAAGCGCAAGGAGUAGUAGCUGGUCACCAGUUUUCCUUUAGCCAUAAGCCUAAAGAGAGCUUCAAGAGCUCAAAAGUCAGAGUCAUUUCGAGUAAAUAGUAAAUUUUCAUUAUAA